This is a messenger RNA of Tetrahymena thermophila SB210, 696 nucleotides long. RefSeq lists its product as hypothetical. The record is from RefSeq and is a predicted model, not a curated record. The transcript has a single exon. NCBI's taxonomy places the organism in Eukaryota, Ciliophora, Oligohymenophorea, Hymenostomatida, Tetrahymenidae.
AUGUCAUAAUUAGUUAAUCAGCUUAUUUGUUUUCCUUCAGAACUCAUUUUUAAUGCAAAGAAUGAAUUUUAAUAACAGGCUAUAUACUAUGAGAAAUUUAAUGAGCUUUACAAUUUAUAUGUGGAGAAAAAGCUAUAACUUCAUAGUUUACAUAUAAACAUUAAUAUCUAUUAGUCAGAUACUUGCUUUUUGAUAGAAAAUUAAUAAGGUAUUGGAUUAGAAGAUUCUCUUUUGAGGUUAAAAGCUAAACCAAAGUAAUUAAAGAAAAAACUAAAAACCAUUGGUCAAUUUUUUUAUGCCGAUGGAGUUUUUGAACAAGACAAAAAUAUUAUGAUAGCUGCGUUAAAGCUUAAAAGGGCAUCAUUAAAAGAACCCAGUUUAAAGAAAUAUAGUCAUUUGAAAGGUUUUACUUUUGUGCACAUCUUUGAGAAGCAAACCAGAAAAAAUAGGAGAUUUAACUUAAAUGAGCUCGUCAAUAAAUAUAAUAACUCUAGUGAUAAUAUGAAUCAAUAGGAUCAAUAAUCAAAUCAAAAUAUAAUUUAAGAAAAGAAAGAAUUCAUAAAUUAAGAAGCUUAGAUAGAUAUAAGUGAUUAUAUUAGCUGCUUAGAUGAUUUUAAAAAAUAAAUAUAAAAAAAUGAUUUAGAAAUGUAAGAGUAACAAAUAAAAUUUGAAGCACUCAUUAAACUAAUAAAGUGA